AUGGAGCACCUCGCGCGCAACCCGACUCCUCGAACUCGGGUGUACCACCUCAUGGCCGAAGGGAUGGCUUUCAAGGUCAUGGUCGCUCUCCGUGCAUCAAGAGUGGAGAAGUGGAUCCACGACGUCAAGAGGGACUUUCUUGACGCCGCAUCGACCAAGUGCGUCGGCUUGGACUGCGAGUUCACCGACCCUUGCGAGGGUGAUCAGCGCGCCGCCGUCCUUCAACUCUCGGUGGCGUUCGAUACUUUGGUAUUCCAGAUUUGUUAUGCCAAUGAAGUGCAGGAUGGGAACAUCAGAUUCUGCGGUGCGGCUAUCAGCAAUGAUGUGCAAAUGUUGAGUCCCUACGACAUUCAUAUUACUUCUGCGUACGACCUCCAGAAGAUACUCCCGAACCCCAACAACAAGCCCAGUCCGAGUCUAUAUGAUCUUGCAAACUCUACCAUUGGGACAAACCUUGAUAAGAAGAGGAAGAAGCACAAGAAGAUGGACGUCGCCGCGCAAGAAAAAGAAGAUGAGCUUAUUUUUGGAUGGGCCAAUUUUCCAUUGAGCUACGAGCAAGUGCACUAUGCCGCUUUAGACGCUCGCUUGGACUUCGAGAUUGCUAGGAGGUAUUGGAUGCUAGUUGGCUACAAUAGCCAUGUUGACUGUCUCAAUAUUUAG
Molecule: messenger RNA, 660 nt
Organism: Lolium perenne
Lineage: Eukaryota; Viridiplantae; Streptophyta; Magnoliopsida; Poales; Poaceae
Biological process (GO): nucleobase-containing compound metabolic process
Cellular component (GO): cytoplasm; nucleus
Molecular function (GO): 3'-5' exonuclease activity; nucleic acid binding
Source: RefSeq, a predicted model, not a curated record